GGCUUCACCCGCUCCAAAAACCUGCUGGAGCACCAGCGCACCCACACCGGCGAGCGCCCCUUCACCUGCAACCAGUGCGGCAAGGGCUUCACCCGCUCCAACAGCCUGCUGGAGCACCAGCAGGUGCACACCGGCGACCGUCUCUUCCCUAAGCCCUUUGGCUGCUCUGACUGCAGCAAGAGCUUCAAAACGACGAAUAACCUGAGGGCCCACCAGCGAGUGCACACGGGCGAGAAGCCCUAUGGCUGCUCUACCUGCGGGAAGAGAUUUUUCAAUUCGUCGAGUCUGGGGCGGCACCAACAGGUGCACACAGGCGAGAAGCCCUAUGGCUGCUCCGCCUGCGGCAAGAGGUUCAGGAGGGCGGAUGACCUGAAGAUCCAUCAGCGGGUACACACGGGCGAGAAGCCCUAUGGCUGCUCGACCUGCAGCAAGACCUUUGCCUGCUUGUCGGGGCUGCGGGUGCAUCUGCGGGUGCACACGGGCGAGAAGCCCUAUGGCUGCUCCACCUGUGGCAAGAGCUUUUCCCAGUUGUCGGGGCUACGGCGGCACUGGCGGGUGCACAGCAGUGAGCGACCCUUCACCUGCUCUGACUGCGGCAAAGGUUUCAAGUCGUUGUCGGAACUGAAGGUGCACUGGCGCCUGCACUCCGGGGAGCGGCCCUACACCUGCAGCAACUGCGGCAAGGGCUUCAUCCGCUCCAACAACCUGCUGGAGCACCAGCGCACCCACAACGGCAAGCACCCCUACACCUGCGGCCAGUGCGGCAAGAGCUUCACCCGCCCCACCAGCCUGCUGUCCCACCAGCGGGUGCACGCCAGCGACCGUCCUGUCCCCAGCCCGGUGUGGGGAGAGUGCUUGGCCAUGGCCUCCCACACCCUGUCUCACCAGCACGUGCACACCAGUGGCCAGUCCUAUGACUGUCCAUACUGCGGUGAGGCGUUUGACAGCUUGCGGGGGUUGCGGCAGCACCGGCGGACCCACGCCUUCGAGAGGCAGCUCCCACUGCGGCAAGCGUUUCAAGAGCGCACAGGGGCUGCAGGAGCACCAAUGGAUAUACAGACCAUGAUGGAGAAGGGUUUAGGAUCCGUUGCUGUGGACGGAGAGACGGGGACGUGAGCGGCCAUUGAGGGCAGCCACGGUGCCGGUGAGCCCCCCCCCCCCCCAUCUGCUCGGUGUGCGGGCUGAGCUUUGAGGGGCUGAGCAUCGAUGGAGGACAUGAUGGGGCACAACAAGGAGAAGCGUUAUGAGUGCGAUGUUUGUGGCAAGGCCUGGCAGCACUCGAGCCUGCUGGAGACCCAGUGGAGGGUGUACACGGGAGAACGCACCUUCGACUGCUCGGAGUGUGGCAAGAACUUCACCCGAUACGAAACCGUGUGCACUUCGGCGAGAUGCCCUUCGGCUGCUCCAACUGUAUCAAGAGGUUCACCCGCUCCAACAGCCUGCUGGAGGACUGGCAAACACACAGCGGCGAGCACCGCCUCACCUAUGCCCUGUGCGGCAAGGGCUUUACCUGCUCCUCCAAGCUGCUCUCCCACCAGCAGGUACACUCCUGUGACUGCCCCUUCACCAGGCCCUUCGGCUGCUCCGAUUGCGGCAUGGACUUCAAGACAGCGUAUGACCUGAAGGCCCACCGGCGAGUGCACACGGGCGAGAAGCCCUUGGGCUGCUCCACCAAGCCGUCAAUUCGUCGAGGCGGUGUGGAAGGAAAAAAAUUAAUAUCCUACCUUACUUAAUUUUGAUUGGAAUUGAAUAAGGUAAGGAAAGGGAGCUUAUGUUUGGCUUGGAAAGGGGAUGG
Molecule: messenger RNA, 1795 nt
Organism: Amblyraja radiata (thorny skate)
Lineage: Eukaryota; Metazoa; Chordata; Chondrichthyes; Rajiformes; Rajidae
Product: zinc finger protein 239-like
Exons: 2
Source: RefSeq, a predicted model, not a curated record